GUCAGAUUAUCAGCGGCACCGGAGAAGGCUAAACAACUCACUUUUAUCCCGACAAUUUUAUUUUAACUUUGGCGUUGUUUAGCUGCUGGCUAACGUUUAACCCAUUUUACCUGUCAAGUGCUGAAACUGUGUCUGAAGUUACGCCGUUAUCAGACAACUCUAACGUCUCUUUCAUGAAGUGCUAACUGACAUAAUGCUGUGAGGGGGAGCUGUGUUAGCUUAGCAGGAAUCAAAGCUAACGUUGGUUAUUUAGCGUUAUCCUUUCAGUUAACAGCUAACAGGAGCGACAGCAGCACCACCAGGAGACAAGCAUGAACUGCCCCCCCACCAAACGCCUGCGUGGCCUGAACCAGGAUGUAGCGAUGGCAGUGACCUUUGAUGACCCAUUUGGAGAUGAUGAGGACUUCACCCAGGACGACUUGGAUGAGAUUGACAUCAUUGCCUCGCAGGCCAUCACCUCAGCGGCUGCAUCUGGGCUUGGGUCUAAACCAGGAACCAAACCGAUGGAGCUGGGCCGUGGGUCCGCCUGGCCACAGUCUGCAGGGCAGAGUAAACCUGUGAGCAGAGCCACAACCACUCAGAGCAGAGACAACACAUUUGGGUUCAACAGCAGCAACAGAGGGUUCGCUGAGGUGUCAAGCAGAGAACCUCUCGGUAACAGGCAGCAGCAGUUUGGGUCAGACAGAGAAGAAUCCUACCAUCUGCUUGAAGCUCAGCAUGCAGAGCUAAAGAGGAAGCUAAAAGAGGUGGAGGAGGAGAUUGUGUUGAAGAGCGGGGAGAUCCGGGUCCUGAGGGACUCUCUGAUAGGAGCUCAGCAGGAGAAGGAGGCCCAGAGGCAGAACCAGAUUCUGCUGGAGACUCAGAGACAGAGAGAGCAGAGCGACAGAGAGAAGGAGCUGAACAGGAAGGUUCAGUCUUUGCAGUCUGAGCUGCAGUUUAAAGAGGCAGAGAUCAUUGAGAUAAAGACCAAACUGCACAGUUCAGACAAAAACAAGACAGCUUCUCCACUGACUAGGAACAGUCCGAAAGUGUUGAACUGUCACGCCCAGUUGCAUCAUGGGAGCGGCAGCAGCUCCUCCUCUCCAUCAGGAAAUGGGUUCAUCACUAAGGAGACAUUUGGAGCUCACCUCCCAAGCAGAACGACACCAGUGAAGACGCGGCUGAAGACACGAAGAGACGGUGGGGACAGAGGGGCCUCCAGCAGCAGGUCUGGUGACAAACAGGAAGUCCAUCGUCCAGACCCCUUCCUAUCCGUCAGACCUGCACACCUCCAGCACAGAGGUGGCAUUCUGCUGGGGUUGUUGUUGCAGCACCCUCUGUCUCCCAGCAGCCUCGGCCUCUCUCACCUGCUGUCUAUGAGUCUGACUGACAUCCACCUGACAUCCAGCGGGAUGUCAGCAGGUUUUCUGCUUCACUCUGAUGCUGCACCUACUGUCGAUGGAGGUGGAAAUCCCAGAGUAGACCUGAGUCCAGUCCAGAGUCUGGCUGUAACUGGACUCAACAUGCUGAGUCAGAGCCGACCAGAAGCUGCAGCCAGCAGCAUAAGCAAAAGGUCAUGUCCCGGCGCUGUCCUCCUCCUCCCUCUGUUGGAGCUUCACCUGUCUCGGUUCUGUCAGGCUCUGGAUUCGCUCCGCUCAACCUCUUCUGGUGGUACAAACUCUGGUUCUGCCAGCUCUCUCCCAGCGGGCCGUGCUGCUGCAGCUGCUGGACUAGUGAGACCGGAGGAGACUGGUUUGACUGCUUUCAGUGUGGAGGACACUGGUUUGGCUGCUCUGAGGCUCCUCUACCUGGUGUUGGCCCACAGUGACGAGGUGGUGGAGGCUGUGUUGUCAAAGGAGAGUCGAAGCGGAGUUUCAGACAAGAAGGCUGAGCACUCUGCAGCAGGUGUGGGUCUGUACUCCCAGAAUGCCUUGCUGCAGUCAGUGCUGCGGCUGUGUGAAGCGGGUCUGGGCAGCACUGGCGGGUCCCAGAGGGAGGAGCUUGUCCUUCAUGCCAUGAAGACUCUGUGUGUCCUUAUUGAGAAGACGCCAGACACACACAUCAACAGGUUGCAGUGUGUGUUGCAGGUGCUGUGUGUGUGUCUGUCAGCAGACAGCAGGUUGCGGACAGUUUCAGAGUGUGUGUCUGUCCUCACGUCCAUGUCCGACCACCAGACACUGGUUCAGCAGCUCUGCUCUCAACAUGACCCGUGUGUUUUGCUGAAGUUGUUCCAGUUCAUCAGAACCAGACCCGACAACGAGGCAACACACAUAGACUGGAUUCUGCUCGACCUGCAGUCUGACUCGUCACCAGAGCACCAAGAGAAAUGCCGGUGCUCCGGUCACUCUGUGACAGAGACUGAGAUCAACUGCAGCUGA
Messenger RNA from Micropterus dolomieu (smallmouth bass), 2357 nucleotides. RefSeq names its product ATR-interacting protein-like. Gene Ontology annotation, biological process: DNA damage checkpoint signaling; DNA repair. The record is from RefSeq and is a predicted model, not a curated record. NCBI's taxonomy places the organism in Eukaryota, Metazoa, Chordata, Actinopteri, Centrarchiformes, Centrarchidae. Bases 312 to 2357 code for a protein of 681 amino acids. The transcript is spliced from 14 exons.